GUAUAGUUACGACAACCAAUCGCGAUCUUGAUGCACACAGAGGAGGGCAACAACUUAACUUUUCCCUCUCCGAAGUCCUUAGAGAUGUAACCUUCUUUUUGCCCAUCAACAACAUAACCAAUACAAUAAUCCCCAUUGCUAAACAACAUUAACAGGGACAGCCGCUCUACUUACCCUUCUAGUUUCUACUCCCAGAGAGAAGAGGGGAGGGAGGGAGAGAGACUUGAGAAUAAAGGAAAAGAAAGUAAACUAGAAAGACAAGGAAAGAAGGUAGAGACCACCCACCAGUUGUUGCUGAUCCUUUAGGAGAGAGGAAGAGAGAAAAAACAGAGAUUUCUAGAAAGAUGAUGACUUGUACUGAGAUGGGAUCUCAGUCAGUGCUGCUUGUACAGCUACAGCCACUGCUACUACUAUUGACUGCAACAGCUGUUUUUCUUUGAAAUCCUCCACACUCCCAUUUUCUUCCCUCAGUGGGACAUUGAGAAUCAUAUCAGCAAUUUUCUAGCUCAUCUUGUGAUUUAUUGGGUUUUAUUAAAGAAGCUUCAUGGGUUCCAGAUACCCGUCUCACCGACUUGGCAAUGGCCUUGUUGUAUCUGGUCGACCUGAGCAGCCAAAAGAAAAGGCUCCAACAAUGAGCUCAGCUGCCAUGCCUUACACAGGUGGGGAUAUUAAGAAAUCAGGAGAGCUGGGGAAAAUGUUUAUCCCUUCGGAAGGCUCUAAGUCUAGGAAAUCUGGGCCACUAACUGGGCCUCCUUCAAGGACUGGAUCUUUUGCAGGGGCUGCUUCACAUUCAGGUUCGAUGAUGUCAAAUGCUGCUCCUCGUGCUGGCUAUACUACAUCGGGUCCUGUACCCUCCGGAGGCUUGCCUGGUUCAGCUUCACUAAAGAAAUCGAGUUCUGGACCACUAAAUAAACAUGGGGAACCCAUAAAGAAGUCCUCUGGCCCUCAAUCUGGUGGAGUAACGCGACAAAAUUCUGGAUCUAUUCCAUCAGCCCUGCCAGCAACCGGUCUCAUAACAUCUGGACCUAUUUCUUCAGGACCAUUAAAUUCUUCUGGUGCUCCUCGGAAAGUAUCUGGUCCCUUGGAAUCCACAGGUUCAAUGAAAUUAAACAGCUCCUCCAUUAGUAACAACCCAGCCGUGACUACUUUAAGUCAUGAUGAUGACUAUUCUGUGAGGAAGAACUUCCCAAAAACAGUAGUAUGGUCGGUGAUACUGAUUUUUGUGAUGGGAUUGCUUGCUGGUGGUUUUAUUCUUGGAGCUGUUCACAAUGCCAUCCUCCUCGUUGUUGUUGCAGUUCUUUUUGUCAUAGUUGCUGCAUUAGUUGUUUGGAACAUGUGUCGGGGAAGUAGAUCUAUCAUAGAGUUCAUUGGCCGUUAUCCUGAUACUGAUCUCAGAACUGCAAAAAAUGGACAAUAUGUGAAAGUUUCUGGGGUGGUUACCUGUGGCAAUGUCCCUUUGGAGUCUUCAUUCCAAAGAAUUCCUAGAUGUGUCUAUACCUCUACAAGAUUAUAUGAGUAUCGCGCAUGGGGUUCAAAACCAGCCAACCCUAAUCACCGCCAUUUUACAUGGGGACUGAGAUCAUCAGAGACGCAUGGUGUUGAUUUCUACAUCUCUGAUUUCCAAUCUGGUUUAAGAGCAUUGAUCAAAACUGGCAGUGGCACAAGGGUAACCCCUUUUGUUGAUGAUUCCUUUGUUGUUGAUAUCAACCCUGGAAAUAAAGACCUGUCUCCAGAGUUUGUCAGGUGGCUGGGAAAGAGAAAUCUUUCGAGUGAUGAGCGUCUAAUGAGAUUGAAAGAAGGGUACAUCAAAGAAGGCAGCACUGUUAGCGUGAUGGGAAUUGUUCAGAGAAAUGAAAAUGUGCUUAUGAUAGUCCCGCCUCCGGAGCCAUUGGCAACUGGAUGGCAAUGGCCCAGAUGCAUCUUUCCAGCUAGCCUUGACGGUAUUGUUUUGAGACAUGAAGAUACAUCAGAUGUUGAUGUGAUACCUGUAUAGUUAGCACUUAGCAGUGUCCAGACCAAAAACUUCUCUACUUAUCCCGAACCACAUAUUACCAACGUUUCCUCUAUUAAUACCAAGUUAGUCAUGCAAUGUUGCUGCUUUUUGUAGUUCCCAGGUACUGAUGGUCGAAGAUGUGAUUGUGCUUUUAGUUUUCUUCGUUAAUUUGCCAUCUCAACUAUGCUGUAUAGAUUUCUGAGAUUUCUUUUCCAAUUCUUUAAGAACAUUAGCUUUCAUAAAGCAAUCUAUAGAAGACUGGUUAUACACCAUGGUUGUUUCUUCAAAA
Populus trichocarpa (black cottonwood) is the source of this 2282-nucleotide messenger RNA. RefSeq lists its product as uncharacterized. The transcript is spliced from 6 exons. The record is from RefSeq and is a predicted model, not a curated record. The coding region runs from base 545 to 1993 and encodes 482 amino acids. NCBI's taxonomy places the organism in Eukaryota, Viridiplantae, Streptophyta, Magnoliopsida, Malpighiales, Salicaceae.